Drosophila kikkawai is the source of this 1147-nucleotide messenger RNA. RefSeq names its product Hematopoietically expressed homeobox (gene HHEX). The record is from RefSeq and is a predicted model, not a curated record. Gene Ontology annotation, biological process: cell differentiation; regulation of transcription by RNA polymerase II. NCBI's taxonomy places the organism in Eukaryota, Metazoa, Arthropoda, Insecta, Diptera, Drosophilidae. Gene Ontology annotation, molecular function: RNA polymerase II cis-regulatory region sequence-specific DNA binding; DNA-binding transcription factor activity, RNA polymerase II-specific.
CCUGCGGCCAACGCAGUCGCUUCGAUCGCUCCGUUAGCGCAGACAUAUAUAUUCGGUGAUCUACUGAAGCCGAAGCCCACCAUGGAUAUCGGCACCAAGGCGAGCAAGGCUGCCUUCUCCAUUGAGAAUAUCUUGGAGCAGAAGACAAGAACCGCUCGGAGUCCGCCUGCCGAGACCUUGCAUCGAUCCCAAUCGCGUCGUGGCUCCUCUCAAAGCCCAGUGGCACCGCCGCCUCCGGCUGCAGUAGCCAUGCCCAAGGCAAUGUCAUCUACCGCCUCUCCUGCAACAUCUGCCACCAACAUCUACGACCUGUCACGCGAGGCGGUCGCCGCGCAGUAUGCCCUCAAGAAUCUAGACUCCAGUCCCGUGCUGGCGCCCACCACGCUGCGCUUCAAUCCCAUCUACCCGGAUCCCGCCUCGCUCUUCUACCAGCAGGUGCUCAACCUGCAGAAGAAUCCCUCGCUGUUCAUGCCCCACUUCCAGGCAGCCGCUGUGGCCGCCGCAGCUGCGGUCCAACCCACAGGAUACUGCGAUCAAUACAGUCCCUUUGCCAUGGAUUGCGAAGGCUUCACAAAUCCAGCCACCGCAGCAGCCGCCCUCUAUUGCAAUGCCUAUCCAGCUGCCAGCUUCUACAUGUCCAACUUCGGUGUGAAGCGCAAAGGUGGCCAGAUCCGCUUCACCUCGCAGCAGACUAAAAAUCUCGAGGGGCGCUUUGCCAGUUCCAAGUACCUGUCGCCCGAGGAGCGCCGCCAUUUGGCGCUUCAACUUAAGCUUACAGACCGCCAGGUAAAGACAUGGUUCCAAAACCGGCGGGCUAAAUGGCGACGGGCCAAUCUCAGCAAGCGCAGUGCAUCCGCCCAAGGAGCAGCCGCUGCAGCGUCCUCCUCCGCCUCCAGCUCCAGUAGCAGUGCUCCGGUCCUGAGUCUAGGGAGCGAGAGCCGGAGUGGCCAGCAGAGCGACGAGGAGGAUCGUAUGUAUCUAUCAGAGGAUGAUGAGGACGACGAAGUUGACGAGGAAGAGGCGGAGGAGGCUGCAGCCGAUCCUGCCCUGAAGUGAAGCUCGAAGAUUGCCCUUUACUCAUAAGAUAGUUCAGCUUGUAGUUAGGUUAAAUAAAUUUAUUUCAAUAUAUGCAUAAGGAGUUCUUGAA